CACCUCCGCGCGUCAGCGGCGGGCGGGGAGCACCGGGGAGCCACCGAGCGGCCGGGCGCUGAUUGGCCGGCGCGCGUCACGUGGCGCUGGAGGGGCCGUGACGCCCGCCGCGGCGGAGGGGCUCGGCUUGUCAGAACUCCCGGAAAGUGAAAGUAUAUUCCUGAAAGUGAAAAUCAGAAGAAGUAGCUGCUGAGUUAUAGAGAAGUAAUACUAAGGAUCGUUUGUUGGGGAUACUUUUUAAGAUGUGGUGAAGAGCCUAUAUUUUCACCCGUGCGGUAUAUAGUGCCUUAAAAAUGGGGUUUGGAAGUGACCUGAAGUACUCUCAUGAUGCUUUAUUAAAACUGCAAGACUGGGAACUACGACUGCUGGAAACGGUGAAGAAAUUUAUGGUCAUGCGUGUAAAAAGCGAUAAAGAGUAUGCCUCCACUUUACAGAAUCUCUGUAAUCAAGUAGAUAAAGAAAGCACUUGCCAAUUGGAUUAUAUCAGCAACGUGUCCAAGUCUUGGUUGCUUGUCGUACAACAAACAGAACAGCUGAGCAAAAUAAUGAAGACACAUGCAGAGGAUCUUAAUUCUGGGCCUUUGCAUAGGCUUACAAUGAUGAUCAAAGAUAAGCAGCAAGUGAAGAAGAGUUACCUAGGUGUCCAUCAACAAAUUGAAGCAGAGAUGUACAAGGUCACAAAGACAGAACUAGAGAAACUAAAAUCUAGCUAUAGACAACUAAUAAAAGAAGUAAAUUCUGCCAAAGAAAAGUAUAAAGAAGCUGUGGCUAAAGGAAAGGAGACUGAGAAAGCCAAAGAUCGGUGUGAUAAAGCCACUAUGAAGCUUCAUAUGUUGCAUAAUCAGUAUGUGUUGGCACUGAAAGGAGCACAGUUACACCAGCACCAAUAUUAUGACACUACGCUUCCUCUGUUACUUGAUUCUCUACAGAAAAUGCAAGAAGAAAUGAUUAAAGCCCUAAAAGGAAUCUUGGAUGAGUAUAGCCAGAUCACCAGUCUCGUUACGGAAGAGAUUGUGAACGUCCAUAAAGAGAUCCAGACCUCGGUUGAACAGAUAGACCCCAAUUCUGAGUAUAAUGACUUCGUAGAUACUCACAGGUCAUCAGAAGUUGUUGAACAAGAAAUAGAGUUUGAUACAUCUUUAUUAGAAGAAAAUGAAAACCUUCAAGCUAAUGAGAUCAUGUGGAAUAAUCUAACAGCAGAAAGUUUACAAGUCACGUUAAAAACAGUAAUAGAAGAACUGAUGCAAACACAGCAAACGCUUCUGAGCAAAGAGGAACUUGUGUUGGAACUAGAGAAAAAAAUAGAAGAGUCCUCUAAGACUUGUGAAAAGAAGUCAGAUAUUGUUCUUUUGUUGAGCCAAAAGCAAGCACUGGAAGAACUUAAGCAAACAGUUCAGCAAUUAAGAUGCUCAGAGGCAAAAUUUGCAGCCCAGAAAGAACUACUGGAACAAAAGGUUCAGGAGAAUGAUGGGAAAGAACCACCACCUGUAGUGAAUUAUGAAGAAGAUGCCAGAUCAGUCACUUCUAUGGACAAGAAAGACAAAGUCUCAAGAUUUGACACUAUACGUCAUUCCAUAGCUGGAAUUAUAAGGUCUCCAAAAUCCAUGCUGGGCUCAUCAUCAUUCUUUGAUGUAAUAUCAACCACUGAGAAACCAUUGGCAGAGCAAGACUGGUAUCAUGGUGCAAUUCCAAGAAUAGAAGCCCAGGAGCUGUUAAAGCAGCAAGGAGACUUCUUGGUGCGAGAGAGCAACGGGAAACCUGGUGAAUAUGUCCUUUCUGUGUUUUCAGAUGGACAACGGAGACACUUUAUCAUACAAUAUGCUGAUAAUCAAUAUCGUUUUGAAGGAACUGGGUUUCCAACUAUUCCUCAACUCAUAGAACAUCAUUAUACAACAAAGCAAGUUAUUACAAAGAAAUCAGGUGUUGUUCUGCUGAAUCCUGUUGUUAAGGAUAAGAAAUGGGUUCUCAAUCAUGAAGAUGUCACACUGGGAGAAUUACUGGGCAAAGGUAAUUUUGGUGAGGUAUAUAAGGGAACGUUAAAGGAUAAAACUCCUGUUGCUGUAAAAACGUGUAAAGAAGAUCUUCCUCAGGAACUGAAAAUAAAAUUUCUGUCAGAAGCCAGAAUACUCAAACAGUAUGAUCAUCCUAAUAUUGUAAAACUUAUAGGAGUUUGCACACAACGACAACCUAUUUAUAUUGUUAUGGAACUUGUUCCAGGAGGUGAUUUCCUGUCCUUUUUAAGAAAAAAGAAGGAUGAACUGAAAACGAAACAGUUAGUGAAAUUUUCAUUAGAUGCUGCUUCUGGUAUGGCAUAUCUCGAAUCUAAAAACUGCAUACACAGAGACCUGGCUGCAAGGAACUGCUUGGUAGGUGAAAGCAACAUACUGAAAAUAAGCGAUUUUGGAAUGUCUCGUCAAGAAGAUGAUGGAGUGUAUUCAUCAUCAGGCUUAAAGCAGAUUCCUAUCAAGUGGACUGCCCCAGAAGCCCUCAACUAUGGGAGAUAUACAUCUGAGAGUGAUGUAUGGAGCUUUGGAAUCCUCCUCUGGGAGACCUUCAGUUUAGGAGUAUGCCCAUACCCUGGAAUGACCAAUCAACAAGCACGAGAACAAGUUGAGAAAGGUUACCGAAUGUCAGCUCCGCAAAAAUGUCCGGAAGAAAUAUAUAAAAUAAUGCAGAGGUGCUGGGACUACAAACCAGAAAACCGUCCAAAAUUCAGUGAGAUUCAGAAAGAGCUAUCUUCAAUCAAAAAGAAAGUGACAUAGUGAUAUACUGGUGCCAAACUCAAUGUGUGGGACUUUAUUUUCCAGUAUUUUCUCCCCUCAAACACUAUGCGUUUAUACAACAUUAUUUGCAAUAUUCUUCUAGGAUUACUUUGAAAUUAACUGUUUUUUUAAUAUACAUGUGUGCCAUCUUGAACGAUGUCUACACCUGCAUUAAGGACAUAUACUGCCAAAUGCUAUAUAUCCAGUCACAGUAAUAUUGUCAUUUAGGUUACAUGUAAAUAGGAAAGCACAUACUAUAGAUUUAAGGGACUGUGGCUUUUAUGUGUUUUACAGCAAGUAACUGCUAGUGACAUUUUUCACAGUUUUUCUACUUAACGCUGUGUUCUCACUCUGCUAUCCCUGUCCCAGAUGUCAACACCAGCGGCACUCUAACAUGGUGACUGUGUCAUGCAUGUUGGCCUUAAAACUGAAGACAGUUUUGACAAGUAUUUCAACUAGAAACUUUUAUAUUUUUCAAAUUCUUUCUGCAACUGAUAUUUUUAAAUGACAGUUUGUUUCAACAGUAAAGGUCAGUUAGGUUCUGGAUGUAAGUCUGCUUACUAAACAGUGAAAUCCAGAAUUUUCUUUUGUAGGAAAUUGUUACAUGUCCAUUUUCUACCAUGCUAUAAUACGUAUUUCUGACUUUUGAUGUGAUUUGCUUCUACUUCCUAUGAAGUCAUCAAAAUUCAGUAAUAUGUCUCUUUUACAAUUGCCUAUGUUUAUUUAAGAAACGACAACAACAAAAAAAUCAAGUCUUUACUACACGAAAGACUUAAGAAAUUUCUUAAGUUAAGAAAUACUGCAAAUCACCUGUCUUCCAAAGAACAUGUAAAAACAGUAGGCCAGCAGAAAGAAGUUUGCUAAUGAUAGCAGCAUGUAUUAGGUGACCAGUAAUAGCAUUGUUCUUAGAGAAGUUAAAGAAUGUGAAUUGCUAGAUUUGCUUUUGAUCCUGAUUUUUUUCAUUAAAUUGGUAAUAAUUCUCAGUAUGCAGCUAAACCUUAAGGCUUUGCUAAGCAAAAGUACAUUCCAUGCAUGGUGUACAAAGGAAAACACUAUGUCUGUAUAGCAUUAGGAGUCAUUCAUGAAAUCAAAAGAAGGAAGUAUAUUUUAAGCCUCUGGCAGGCUGAACAAAGAAGAGAAAUACUAACCUUCAAGAGAUUUCAAAAGAUGGGGAUAGGCAACUUGUAAAUGCCACCAGGAAUUAAAAAAUAUAUUUAAAAAAAUGUUUAAAAAAAUAAAAAAAAAAUAAAAAAAAUAAUAAAAAAAUGGUUCCUCAUUAUAAGACAGUAGAUGGGGGAAAGAGGAAAGGUACAGUUUAUUGCUCUGGCUUUGUGUCCUUUUUCUAGCUUGGAUUAUUUUCUAGGGCCCUAUGUAGAAAUAGGAACAAGUUACAGAACCCUGGUCUGAGUUCCAGAUUUAAGGUGCUUAAAAUUUCUUUAUGAAUUACCUAAAACAUCCAGAUCAAGAGAUGUCCAUUACUGCUAGUGCAAGUAAGAAACAGAGACUGAAAAUAACACAGCAUCUGGAAUGUUUAUUACCCCUAUACUUGACUGUUACCAUGGGAUUGAGAUGUAGUGAAGUCUGGCUACAUUACAUUGUUAUUUCUAUUAAGUUGACUUUUCUAUGGUCCACAGCAUUUUUGCUCUUUAAAGUGUAUUUGUGGUAGUACCGAGUGAUAAUUUUUAAGGGCUUUGCGUGACCAAAAUAUGUGUAGUCUGGAAGAGUUUGUUACAUUGGAGUUAGUGUCCAAAAAAAACAAAGAAUGAGCAUGCUGUAGCACCUCACCUGCAUUUGAGGUGGAACUGUCAGCAACCAAAUAUAAGGAAUGGGGAAUGCUUGGAUUUCUGAAGGGAUUUUUUUCUUGGAGCUAAGGAAGCAAAUAUAUACCCCUGAAGGUAUAGUACUUGAAAAACUUGAUGGCCUCAGUGUAAACCCCCUUGCCAGCAUACUGGACAUAUUUUCUUAGUGCUACAUUUCCAAGUAGCCCAAAGAUAUUUUCAAGAGCAGUGGGAAGCAUUCUUGUUAGUUUGUAUGCUUUCAAGUAUUACAUAAAGUUUGUGCCUUAAUUUGCUAGUAUGCUAAUGCAAAUGUAAGUGCACUAAGAUUUAAGAACUGCACCACAAAAGUACAGAAAAAUCCCUGUCCCAACCCCAUGAUUAAUUCAACUGCAGGACAUUAUGUAUGCAUCACUAAAGUCUGCAAGUAAGGAUAAUGGUGUCUUCUCUGUCAACAUUCAUUGCUUCUCUGGAGAGUUGAUAUUCUUCUUCUAUGAAGAGAAUUAUUUCUUCACUAUAUAACCUUGCCAGGAAAAAAAAAAAAGUAUUUUUUAAGUAAAAUACUUCUUUGUUUGUCUUAAAUUAACUAGUGACCAUCCUAACUAUCACAUGCAGAUAAGGAAUACAUUCAUAUUUUAUUCUGAAAGGGUUAACAUUAGUAAUUCAUAUCACACUGCCAUUUAAAUUUAAAGUCUGUAAAACAGGGGGUUUAUAUAGCAGCAAGAUGUAUUAUUACUGCUGAAGUAAGCAUCAGUUCAGUUAAAAAACAAUCGCUUUUUGGGAGAAUACCAGAAAGAGUUUAUAGGUAUAAAAUAAAUUUAAACACAUUAUGUGUUCUGGUUUUUGGUUUGUGUUUGUUUUGUUUUGUUUUGUUUUGUUUUUCCUUGUAAUUAAUUUAGCAGUGUUUGUGGCAGAAUUUGUUCCUCAUGUCUCGCUUAUAAUUUUUGCCAUUAUACACUUUAGGAAAUGAAAUCCAUAACUGUGGAAAAUUUUUUAAGUUUCUGCAAACUUCUUGCAGGGCAAUUUCCAAACUUUAAUAUUUAAGACAGACAUGGUAUUUAGGAACCACAGCUGCCAUAUGUGCUUGCUGUGAACUUUUGAUGACCGAAGUCUUGCAUUAUUCAGAGUUUUCCAAGGUACUGAUCAUUUGGUUUGUGUGCUUGGUUUGCUCUAGAGAGUGUACAAAAAAUGGGUUAGUCUCUUUUGGAAGCAUGGUAUUUCAAGUAGGUUCUUACACCUGCACUCAACCAGGCAGAGUCCAAGGGAGCUCUGAAUGGUGUGUGCUGCUUAGGAGGAAGGACUCCAAAUACUGCUAAGGGUCUGCUAUAGGAGAUGGAACUCAACAGGUUAUCUGUUAUUUUCAUCUUUUUUUUUUUUUUUUUUUCCCCUGAGGAAUUGCAUUCAUUGUUGUUUUUUUUUUUUGGUUGUUUUUUUUUUUUUAUUAUUAUUGUUCUGAAGACAUGCUUACUUUCAGUAGUUUUCAUCAGAAAUUGAGCCCAGAUGUAAGCUUCAGAGUUCAGUCAUCAGUGAAACCAUGAGGAUUCCUAAGCAUUUCAGUUCUAUGGGAAGUAAAAUAUUGAAAAGCAUCAUGUCUGAAAACAAACUUUACUCCAGCAGAGGUAUGACCUUUCAAAAUCAGCACUCCACCAAGACAUUCUCCUUGAAAUUUACAGCUUCUUUAGUUUCUAAUGAAAGCAAUGAAGUAAUUUUGCAUUUAACAUCUAAAGUUAUGUUGCAUUUUUUCUUCUCAACUUCAGCAAAGAUCUACCAUUUUAUUGAGUUACUUAAUAUUUUAACAUUGUUUUUGGAAAGCAUAUCACCAUAAGGCUAUCAGUAAGAAGUGCAGUUUGUAAAGUGAGUCUCAUCCUAUUUAUGUGAGUGAAAUAGAAGACUAGUUAAGGAAAUAAUAGGUUGUUUUUUAAUUCAUGUUUUUAAUCACCUGCUGUACUUACAUCCUAGGAGCACAUCAGUAAAGAUUCCUAUGAAGUUAUAUAUUUGUUAUCUGUUACAGCUAUUUUAACCAUUUUGUUAUGCCUUUUGCACCCAUUGCAAAGAUACUAACAACAACAAAAAGCAUACCAAAACAACAACAAGACCAAAAAAAAAAACAAAAAAAAACAAAAAACACCACUUCUGACGUUACACAGAGUAACCAAAGCUCAGAAACAUUUGAAAAUGCCUCCUUCCUCCCCAGCUUUUCCCAGAUGUGUGGCUGCAUGGAUAGUAACAACAGUGAUUAACUGGUAGGCCGGUUUCCAUUAUUCUUACUGUCAUGUCCUCUAAAUGGCAGUGCUGCUGAUGCACUUUCAACUGUGAGCUAUUUGAAGAGACGAGUUAGUGUGUGAAUAGUCAUCACAUUUGAUAUUUGAGAGCAGUAGUUCUGAAAAUGGCUGGUUGUCACAAGUAGUGAUAACUCAUUUUAAAGGUGGAAUAAAAAGAAAGAGGCUAAUUGGGAACAUCCACUUUUUUGUAACAGCUGUCCUGUUUGUAGGUGACAGAAGUGUUUGGUAUGCCUGCGCACUUGUAUUUGUAACAUUUUUAUGACUAAGCAUAAAGCAGUUUAAUAUUAAAAUAAGAGUUCACCAAUUAUUUUCUUUUUCCUAAAGCAAAAAGGGACGUGUGGUAUUUGUUGGAGGCAUUCUUGCUAGGCAGGUUAGAAUAAUGUGGAGGGAAGAAUGCAGGGAGGAAUACCUCUUCUACCAAACAAGAUACUUUCUGUCUUCUCAGAAUUAUCAGGAAUAAAAAAAUAAAUAAAUACAUAAAUAAAUAAUAAUUAGUAAUUAGAAAGUCCAAGGGAUGUCCAGUAUUCCUGAAGUUCCAAACAACCUAGUAAAUCUGAAACGUCAGCUCUAGUAAAAGAGUUCUCUUCUAUUUUCCUUCUGCAGAAAUUACUACAAAAAAAUUGAGUUCUUGAACAUUCAGCAGUAACUGUGUAAGGAAAAAUGCAUCAACCUCAAAACCUAUCCACUGUACAUAGAAAUAACAUCAGUAAGGAAUAUUAUUUAUAGUCUUAUACUAUAAUUCUCCCAGGAUAGUGUUCCCUCCUCAAAGGCUACAAAAUAAAAUUAAAAAAAAAAUAAAAAAUAAAAAGCUUAAAAAUCAGAAAGUUUCCAGUUGAAAACACAAGAAACCAGGGUCAAAUUCUGAAUGCUCGUUCUAGUACUGCCACUGAAAAAGAUAAUGCAUCUGUGAUUUCUAGCUCUGUCCAUUUUUCAGCCUUGCAUAUUUGUAGAUUAUUAACACCCAACUUCACUAGCAGACCCAGAAAGUAAAGACUGCUUCAGUGAAAAGCACAGCAAGUUAAGCUUAGCAGUUCCCACAUUUUCCCCACUAUUACCCAUACUUACAAAAAAAAAAGGGGGGGGGGGGAGAUAAACAGGGCUCGCAAAUACAGUUGACUGAGGUCACAAAGUAAAAACACAGAGGUGCCAUUACAUCCUUUUUUCAUCUGUCAUCGUAUUUACAAAGUUCAAUGCUUUGUAAAUAGAAUUUGCAAUAAUUGGCUUUGUGUUUAGACAUAAAGAUGAACUGUGAACCAAUGUAGUAUCAUAGGACUCACACUGCUGCUACCUGCAAGAAGGCUUGGAAAAAGUGUUCCUAACUUGCAACUGUUUGGAAUUGCCAUCUAGUUUAGAACUACAGCAGUUUGUACUACGUAAUCAAGUAUGUAACUGAAGUUUUGUAGUGCGUAAUCAAGAUCAAGUAUAAAGCCGAUGUUUUGUUAGUAGGGUAGGAGAGACAGCACAUGCUUCUCCAUGCUUCCCUUCAUAAAUUUAAGGCAAUUCUGCUUUUUAAAAGAAAACAAGCAAACAAACAAAAAAUAAACAGAUUGGUCAUAGAUUCCUUCUAUAUUACAGAUGUUGAAAAUAUUGGACACAAUUUUUCACCACUUAAAAAAAAAAAAAAAUAUAUAUAUAUAUAUAUAUACACAUUAUUAUUUUCAUAUAUAGUCAGCUCAGUCUUUCCCAAUAUACGAAGAAUUCUGUAAUUAUUAAAUCUAGUAAGAAUAUGAAACACUUUUCUUACUGGUAUGUAAACUAGCUCACUCCAAUCCUGUGCUUCAAUUAUUAAAGAAUCUUUCUGCCCUUCACAAAGGGGUGCAAGAGGUUAAUAAAUCUGUCUGAGCUCUGCUGUAAUAAUCUGGCCCUUUGCAACUCCAAACUGUUUCUUAAUUCUGAUGAUGCCAUGUAGCACACAUGGUGCCUUUGCACUUACUACAAGAAUGUUACUGUUGUAACAGAAAAGUUCAAAUAUAUCCCUGUUUUUGCUUGACUCAAAAAUAUUAUAUUGAUGUUGUACCUUGAUUCCCGUGGCAACGUGUUGAUAUGAAAAUUGAAGUAACUGUGAAGGUGAAGCACAUUGUUCAAAUCAUGUUUCUAAUCAAGUUACAGACCCUGGAUGUAUCAUGAAUUGUACGUAUCAUAAAAGACAUCAAAAAAGCAACAUUUCUGACUGCCUGGUUUGUGACACAGAGCAUCCUGCUCUUAUUGGGAAAAAUACGAGCCUAGUUGUGCUCCUGGAAAAAGGAUUGAUUUGGCUGUCAGACUAGACUCAAAACACUAUCUUUGAAAUUAGUAACAAUGAUUUAAUUCCAACUAAGCCUCACCAUAAACAAGCCUUUUAGUUACAAGAAAUUUCCAAAGAGUGUUAAUUUUCAUUAUUGUUAUCCAUUUUGGUUUGAGAAAUUUGACUUCUGUCUGUAACAUUUACUUGUACCGGUAAUUAUACCCCGCUACCAACAAAAGCUAAGGCUUGCAACUUCAGAAGAUAAGCACUGAUCUGUCAGUAAAGGUCUGUAGGGAGUUAGUUCUCUAGGUGUCUAAGUUGAUAUUUUAAUGCAUUUUAAAUAUCAGAAAAGUAAUUGUUUCAGCAAAAACCUGUUAUGCAGUUUCAACAGCAGUAUUCCUUCUACAAAAUAUUCCUGCAGUAGUAAUAUUUGUACUGGGCUUGAAUUCAACACGAAGGUAGAACUGUACCUUUCUUCUUCCUCUCACGUUUACCAGAAAGGGAACUGCUAAGUUAAAGCAGACGGUCCAGGUGCUUCUGGCAGCAUAGAUGCAGCCAGGAUGCUGCAGAGGCCUUGCAGACUGAAUGGCACCGUUUUAUGAUAUGCUUACACUCACUACAAGUCACUAACAAAUCCUCUGGAGACUGAAGUUUGCUGUAUGUCUGAGUGGGGCUGAUUCCUUACAUCGCCUGAAGUUGUAGUGCUUUCGGAGAAAUAGUGACAAAAGACUUUAUUUUCUUUGUCACUAUGCAGGCAAACAGGGAAGGAGAUAAACAAGGGGGAGUCUGCAUUAUUAACUUUCCUUCCACCUUCUGCUUGGUGGAAUUCAAACUCUUCAGUACCUACCACCUAGAGGCAUGCCUGAUCCUGCUGUUAGGUGUGUAACAAUUGCCUGUAACUGACAGCUUAACCUGUUUCAUUCCACCAAGGUCCUCACCUAAUUUUUUACUAAAGUGCUGAAAACAUGGACUAGGAAGAAAUAGACUCAUCACAUUGGACCCCAAAGUCAGGCAGACACCUAAACAGAAACUUUGAGGACUGAAACCCAAAAACAGACAACUGGCUGUACCUUCUACUAAAGGACUGUGUAAUUAUAUGCAUAUUCAAAACACUUCCAGAGAUGAAACUUGAACUAACAGUUGUAGGACUGCUGUUUUCCAGUUGCACGUGUUUCUUUUCCUUUGUACUAUUGUAGGCAGCUGGAGAUGGAGGAGAAGUGUUGGGGAAGGAGGGAAGGUUGGUUCGCUGAACCACUAGCACACACAAAAUACUCUUGACACCACUAAUCCCGAGUGGGGCACAGUUGGCAUACAUAUUUAGAUUUCUUUUCAAGUUCGUGCCAAAGUAUGCACCAGCAAGUUUAAUAUCAGGUAAAGCACCUUUUAUACUCUUUGUUGUUUAAAAAUAAUAUAUUUGUGAAACAGAUUGAUAAUACAUAACACUGGAAAUGGGUGCGUCUUCCCAAAAGUACACAUGUAAAAAUAAAAAAAUAAACAACCAACAUUGCGAAUUUAUCUGACUUUUAAGCAAGUCUGAAAAGGAUAACUAUGUAAUACAGUUGCCAGUUGUCUGUCCUUUAUAAUUUUAAAUAGAUCUGCAUUUUAACUUUAUUUAUUUGCCUUUUUUAUAUACUUUAAAGUUACACUUUUGAACUUAAGCUAACUUUUUAUUUUCCUAGGCUGAUACAAAACAGAAUUUCAGUAUUCUUGUAAACUGCAGACCAUUUUUGAAUAGUCCUCUGCAUUUUCUUAUGGACCAGUUACCACUAAUGAGUCUGCAGUCCUCCCUUUUUACUGUACUCUUCCAAUAAAUGUAAAAUAUUUGUAUCAA
Messenger RNA from Anas platyrhynchos (mallard), 10874 nucleotides. RefSeq names its product FER tyrosine kinase (gene FER). The record is from RefSeq and is a predicted model, not a curated record. Gene Ontology annotation, biological process: peptidyl-tyrosine phosphorylation. Gene Ontology annotation, molecular function: ATP binding; non-membrane spanning protein tyrosine kinase activity. Lineage: Eukaryota; Metazoa; Chordata; Aves; Anseriformes; Anatidae.